This is a messenger RNA of Phoenix dactylifera (date palm), 2160 nucleotides long. RefSeq names its product F-box protein At5g51380-like. Gene Ontology annotation, biological process: SCF-dependent proteasomal ubiquitin-dependent protein catabolic process. The record is from RefSeq and is a predicted model, not a curated record. Gene Ontology annotation, molecular function: protein binding. Gene Ontology annotation, cellular component: SCF ubiquitin ligase complex. Lineage: Eukaryota; Viridiplantae; Streptophyta; Magnoliopsida; Arecales; Arecaceae.
CAGUAGUACUACCAGAGCGCAGAGAGGGGAAGCAGCGAACGAGGCGAUGCGACGGCGGAGUACCAGACCACCGCCCAACUGCACCGCCGCCACAGCCGGAGAGACCCGCCGGAACCCUAGAUGCAUCCGCAGAGCCCCCAAUGCCGCCUGACGAGCUGGCCUGACUUCUGGUUCGCCGACAAUACCCUCAAGCAUGUGGUGCUGAAGAUGCAGCUCGGAAACAAAACCCCAACCCUAGAUCCCUCCCCCCCGACGCCGGCGGCGGCGGCCGGCCCUGACCUCACUGCUCUCCUCUCCGACGAGCUCCUCCUCCGCAUCCUCGGUGCCCUCCCCGACCCCCUCCACAGCCACGCCUCCCUCGUCUGCAAGCGAUGGCUCCGCCUUCUUGGUCGCCUCCGUCGCUCCCUCACCCUCCUCGACUGGUCCUUCCUCCACCGCCGCCUCCCCCUCCGCUUCCCCGACCUUACUGAGGUCGACCUCGUCCCCGCCUCUUUCGCCUCCCCUUCCUCCAUCGCCACCGCCGGUGUCCUCCUCACGCGUGGCCCGGUGUCCGUCCGCAUAGACCCCCACGCGGAGCCCCCCAUCGGCGAGUGCCGCUUCCUCCCGACGGACGUCAUCGACCGCGGGCUUGAGGCUCUCGCCCGCGGCUGCUCGGGCCUCCGGAAGCUCGCGCUUGUGGCCGCCGCCUCCGAGGUCAGCCUCGUGACCCUCGCCGUCCAGUGCGCCACCCUUCAGGAGCUGGAGCUCCACCGCUGCACCGAUCUCGCCCUCCGCCCCAUCUCCGCCUUCGAGAACCUGCAGAUCUUGCGGCUGGUGGGGUCCGUGGAGGGCCUCUACGGUGGGCCCGGGGUCACCGACAUCGGGCUUACCAUCCUGGCCAACGGGUGCAAGCGGCUCGUGAAGCUGGAGCUAAGCGGGUGCGAGGGAAGCUAUGAUGGGAUCUCGGCAAUCGGGCGCUGCUGCCUGAUGCUGGAGGAGCUGACGAUCUGCGAUCACCGGAUGGAUGGCGGGUGGCUGGCCGCGCUGCCCUUCUGUGAGAACCUCAAGACUUUGAGGUUGCAGAGCUGCAAGAAGAUUGACACUGAUCCGGGGCCCAAGGAGCACCUGGGGUCGUGCCCGACGAUUGAGCGACUGCAGUUGCAGCGGUGCCAGCUGCGGAACAAGAUAAGCUUGCACGCGCUGUUUAUGGUGUGUGUUUCCGUCAGGGAGAUCAUGUUUCAAGAUUGCUGGGGACUGGACGACGACAUGUUCAGGAUUGCGAGCAUCUGCAGGUGGGUGAAGUUUCUAUCAUUGGAGGGAUGCUCUUCGUUAACUACAGAAUGUCUGGAGUCAGUAGUCUUGUCUUGGAAAGAUUUGCAAAGACUUACAGUCGUUUCAUGCAAUAAAGUGAAGGAUGAUGAAGUCUCCCCUGCCCUAGCAAGCUUAUUCUCUGUCCUCAAAGAGUUGAAGUGGAGGCCUGAUUCUAAAUCCGUCCUUGCCAUGAGCCUUGCUGGGACAGGAAUGGGAAAGAAGGGUGCUCGAUUUUUCAGAAAGCGACUGCAGGCACGACACCAUUCAAAAGGAAAGGCAGGAGAAAAUCCAUGAAAAAAGAGCAAGCAAUGGAUACGACGGUCCCUGACUGUGGUGCUGAUACACCAAUUUUUUCAUUGUACCUUCUGAUAUGCAAAAAGGGCAUAAUAUUUUGUCUUUGCACGCCACUAUCUGGACCAUGAUAUUUUGUGCUUUUUGCAUGCGUAUCAGCUGCUUAGCAUGUUCUUUGACAGGGGGCAAUGCUCCUCUAUCACUUAGGCUAAGUUUAAUGGAGAAGGACCAUUUCAAGCCCCCAUCACUUACGAAGGGGCGGUUCAUGAGAGAACUCACAAUUUCAAACAUGCUUUUCAACAUGCCUCCUUUUACUUGCGGAGCAACUUUGAUUCCUGAGGCAUCCAAUUUACAUCUCUGCAAUAAUAUCAUGCUAUCUUUUGAAAUGAAAAGAGAACAUCUGCAGCAUCCCGACUGCUCCAUGCUCGGUUUUUGUGGAUGCUGGUUUUUGUUACUAACACGUCUAUUGUUUAUCGAAUGGAUGAACAGUGUUUUUGUUACCUUUCUUAUGAAAACCUAUCUCUGGAUGCCAAGAGGGAAAAACUAAUGGAUGAAAAGAAAUACAGAGAAUUUUGUAUA